GAAAGCAUGUUGGGAAAAAUACAACUCAGAAGGAACGCCAUACGGGACAUGCGAUGCCGCAAAACCAAAACCCUGUGCGAAAAGAGAUGUUAUGUGUGGACAAAUUCAGUGUACAGACAGUGUGCGACAGAAGCCAGAUAUCGAUUACGGCGUGGAAUAUAAGAAGAUACCUCAUCCUUCUGGAGCUCAGUGCAGCGUUGCCCGUCUCAAUUAUGAAAGUGAUUUUCUUGGGUUAGGAAUGGUAAAAGAAGGAACAAAAUGUGGAGACAAUCAGGUUUGUAAGGAGAACAGUUGUCAAGCAAUACAACGAAAGAAGUGCAGAGUCGUUAAAGGAAAAGAAUGUGCAGGACGCGGAGUUUGUACCAACAGUGGCCAAUGCGCCUGUGAGGAUGGCUUUGAUCCCGCAUCGGCUUGUGACAAAGUUGGUACUCCACGUGAUGGCAACUGGGGUUCCUGGUCCGGCUGGACGAAUUGCUCGCGGGCCUGUAAUGGUGGAACGCGAAUCCGUUACCGAUUUUGCGACAGUCCGUCUCCACUGUAUGGAGGAAAGGUUUGCGAAGGUGAAAGACUUCUAGAAGAACCUUGCAAUGAAGAACCUUGUCCCCAGGCUCACUCUUGCCGCCAUCUUCAAAUCCUUGGCAAAAAGCUCAACAAGGCAUUUGCGGACGACGUAUAUGAAAUAAACCCGGACGGCAAGGGCGUGGUCAAGACUAUAUGUGACAUGACACGUGAUGGCGGUGGGUGGACGCUAUUGGUUGCCAGUUAUACCAACAAAUGGACCAGACAGAACGUUUUACAAAAUAACGAGAUGGACCCAAAACUGAAGAACGAUUAUUCUAUUCUGUUUAAAGCGGACGAUAUCAAGAACAGCGGGAAUGUAAAAGGCUCGUCCUUUGAAUAUCGUUUAGAGGCAGACAGUCCAGGGAGAUGGGGCGGGAUUUGGAAAGCACCGCGCAGCUACAGCUUCGUUAAUACUGAUAACAGUCAGACUGGAGUGGAGCUUACCAAAAAGUUUGACAAAUGGGAAUAUAGCUGGUAUGGGCUGCAGAAGACAAUGCCUUGGUUAUACGGAGAGAGGCUGACUACAGCUGGAGAGCCAAAGAAUAGCGAAUUCGGCUCCAUUACUGCUUCUAUGAAGAAAUAUCACCCUGCUCCAUGGAUAUAUGGAAAAGAUAAGGAACAAUGUCCUACGUACAUCUGGUAUUGGAUGAGAGAAGGGGAAUACGGCCCACCGAGGUCUUGCAUGGAAGUCAAGACUCGUAGUAUUGGAAAGGAGGGAGUUUCAGAUGGCUUCUACAAUAUUCAGCCAGUGGACAAAGCCGUCUCAAGCUACUGUGAUAUGACUCGUAACGGAGGAGGCUGGACACUACUCCUUACCAGCGCUUCCCGUCAAGGGUGGAAUGCACAGAACAUUCUAGAUCGAAAUGGAAACAAACCAUCUCUAACAGAGGACUUCUCAAUUCUUGGACAGGCAGACAGUAUUCUUGGAAAAGAGAACUUCCAGUACCGAAUUGAGGCUGAUGGAGAUGACACGUCUGGGGGGAUCUGGGAAACAGUUCGAGGCUACUCUAUGAUGUCAUCUUCUGACGCACAAACAAACAUACGACUACUUAAAAAGUUUGGGACCUGGGACCAGACGUCAGCAAAUUUGAACAAGAGAGUUCCUCGUCUUGGAGUCAGCGGACAGCUUUUGUACACAACCGGCUCUGCGAGCGAUAAUUCUGGGACAAUCGUCUCCACUACUAACGGAGUGACUUAUAUAAAGAACGGAAAACCCAAACCUAAGAUAAUAAAAGUCUGGGUACGAGAGGGAACGAGACGGUCGUGCAAUCAAGUCAAGGUUUACGGCUCGCAACUGGGCAACGCGUAUGAUGACGGAGUCUACAUGAUAAAAGAAAAUGACCUGAACUUUUUGCCCGUCUUCUGCGAUAUGACGUCAGAUCCCGGAGCGUACACACUGCUAGUCACUAGUGCCUCGAACAACUGGAACGCCAAAGAUGUAACGUUUCGAAAUGUCGAGAAACCGUCGCUAGGCAACGAUUACUCGAUACUGGGUGUGGCAGACCAGAUAAGAGAUCUAAGUGCGGCCAAGUCGUUCAAGUAUCGACUGGAGGCUAAUUCGCGAGGAACCUGGGGCGGAAUAUGGGAAGCUCCAAUAGAUUACACGUUUUUAAAAACCGACAACACUCAAACCAACGUCAACCUCAUAAAAAAGUUCAGCAAAUGGCAAUACAGCGAUGACGGAGUUCAAAAGCGCAUGCCCUGGUUGGCCCGAACGUUUGGACUGCUGACCACCGCGACAGUGGGCGACUGGUAUCCUCGUGGUACUAUCAUAACAGACCGACCAGAGGGAAAGCCAGCUAGCUGGAUAUAUCCGGGAAUGUUUGAUCCAGGAGUUAUAUGGUAUUGGAUAAACGAAGAUGACUGCGAUCAGAACAGGACACCAGUGGAUGGCGGAGUAUCAGGCUGGGGUGAGUGGAGUCGUUGUGAUCAGAUCUGUAAACCAGGCACCAGGACCAGGCAGAAGAAAUGUGAUAAUCCCAAGCCAAAAUGUGGCGGCAAACAAUGCGAUCCAAAAAUACUCCAGAAAGAAACACAGGAGUGUAACUACUGUCCAGAAAGUCCCAUCCGAGCGGUUGACAAAUUUUGCGUACAACCUCAGCGAGCAAGCUGCCAGAUACCUGACGAGACAGCGUUGGUUUACAAAUCUCCCGCCGACUGUUCUAAGGAAUAUCAGAAGUUUAUUUACGACGAUGGUGUUCUGAUGCACAAGUGCAGUGGAAAAUAUGUUUGCCCAAGAGGUGGUCGAGUUGACUUUGGUGCGAACUUGGUUUUAAAUUCCAAUUGUGACCCAGAAAAUGCCAGAUUUGAAAGGACACCAGGGAAGUCACUCAUGCACUUACAGAGUGGCCUCUGUGUACAUGCCAAAGGAGGGAGACCUUCAGAUGGGGCCCCGCUUGUUUACUACGAAGGAUGUGACCAACCAAGGCUCAAGCUGGAUCUCUAUCAACUCCAGGCAUAGGUUAUGUGACGGUGUUUUGUUGCAAGUGUAUAGCCACCCAUGUCCCCCGCACUGAAGUUCCAACUUGAUCAUUGAGCACCUUAAUAAUCAAUCAAUCACACUGCAGGACGACAUUUGCUCCGGCAGGAAAUCGUGAGAAUGUCAAAGGGAACAUAGGAUUAUAUGAGUCGUACAGAUACUGGCGCGGCAAUUAAAAUAACUCUUUUAAAAUUACAUCAAUUAAAAUCAACCAUCAUCGAAAACGGUGGAAGAAACUAUUACAACAACCGUUUAAAGGAUUAGAUUUAAUGAUCCAUUUCUGUAGAAACAUGAAAACCAAUAGUGUUUCUUUCGUUGUUCGAACUUAACCCUCUUAUAAAGCUCUCCCUCCAUGCAAUUUAGCGGAAAAAAGAAUUCACUGGACGUACGGAUUAGGGUCUUUUGGGACAUUUUCGUACGGAUUGUUGGAAUGAAACUGAAAAAAGCCCUAAAUUACGGAAAGUUUGAUGCCAAACAAAAAUUGCGCGUUUAACGGUAAUCAGCUGAGUGAAGUUUGAAAACCUAUUGUACGUUUUCUAACCUUGUACUGAACAGAAUAACAUCAAAUCAUUGGAAACAAUAAAAUAACAAAAUAUUUUGUUUUUGAGUUUCUUUUUCCUCCCCAUGGGCACGACUAAUUCUUUCUCAACCGUCAGAAAUUAUAAUUUUUCUGACCUCGGUUUCUCGUCUCAAAGACGCCUGCCAUGGUCUUUUGAUGCCAGUUGAACGGUUCUUACUCACCAAUUAAAAUUAUACGAACUAUACGAAGAUAUAGGCAAAGUUCUACUAUCCAAUUCGUUAUCAUUCAACAUCCUCCGAUCCGGAUUUCACUAAGUCUUCCAUUGUCUGAAUACUCAAAUAUUAUAUCAACGGCAUGGAGUA
This is a messenger RNA of Orbicella faveolata, 3922 nucleotides long. RefSeq lists its product as uncharacterized. Lineage: Eukaryota; Metazoa; Cnidaria; Anthozoa; Scleractinia; Merulinidae. The record is from RefSeq and is a predicted model, not a curated record.